This is a messenger RNA of Toxotes jaculatrix (banded archerfish), 8147 nucleotides long. RefSeq names its product myosin XVB (gene myo15b). Bases 16 to 7644 code for a protein of 2542 amino acids. Gene Ontology annotation, cellular component: cytoskeleton; myosin complex. NCBI's taxonomy places the organism in Eukaryota, Metazoa, Chordata, Actinopteri, Toxotidae. The record is from RefSeq and is a predicted model, not a curated record. The transcript has 66 exons. Gene Ontology annotation, molecular function: protein binding; cytoskeletal motor activity; ATP binding.
AUCAACCGGACCACGAUGUCCUUGUCAAGGGGAACAAUAGGUGGCGGACUGAAUCAGGCCAAAGGACCAGAGCCAGAGAGGGAGGAUGUAGCUGGGAUACCAAGGUCAACCACUCAGCCCUUUCCAAAUGGGGAGGCAAAUGCAGUGAUGUCAGGUGUUUGCUCCUUGUAUGAAGAAGAGGCAGACAGGGAAGUGGCCCAGCUUAUGGGUGUGGGCGGUAUGCGUACUAUCACCCAACCAGAAGUGCACUGGGCUGGGAGCCCACGAAUGAGUGGAGACCCUCAGGACUGGUUGCGUGCUGAGAACCUGUUACCCCACCAGACAGUGGAGAAGCUAAACAAAUGGACAGUCUAUGACAAUGGGGGCCAGGCCAGGACUGUGCCUGCCCACAAUGGCAGAGGCCCCUGGGAAUCAGAGGACCCCACCCAGGAGAUGUUGGAGAGUCGACUAGUCAGCACACAGGUGGUGAUGCCAGGCAGCAAAAUAGCCAUAGAGGUGGAUGAGGUGGAAGAUCUGUCCCAGCUGGAAGAGGUGUGUGAGAGCUCCGUGCUUCUGAAUCUGAAGAAGAGAUUCCACCGGGACUGUAUUUAUACUUACAUUGGAAACAUGCUACUGUCCAUGAACCCCUUCAAGCCCCUUAACAUCUACACAGACGAGCUGAGGCAGAAAUACCAGGGCAGAGAGCAGCAGAGAAACCCACCCCAUGUUUAUGCCAUAGCUGACGCCGCCUUCAACCAGUCUCAGGCCUCCACACAGGAGCAGUGCAUCAUCAUAAGUGGCCAGAGUGGUUCAGGGAAGACUGAAGCCACCAAGCUGAUAGUUCACUACCUCAGCUCCAUGUAUCAGGGCAGAAACAACAAUCUGCGACAGCCCAUGGAGGUCUUCCCCAUCCUGGAGAGUUUUGGGAAUGCCAAGACCAUCCUCAACAACAACUCCAGCCGCUUUGGCAAGUACCUCCACAUCCACAUUCUCCAUGGGGUUGUUGUAGGGACCUCAUUGUCCAGAUAUCUCCUUGAGAAGUCCAGGGUUGUAUUUCAGGCCAACGAGGAGAGGAACUACCAUGUGUUUUAUGAGCUGCUGGCAGGUAUGAACGACUGGGACAAACAGGAGCUCUACCUGCAGGGAGCUGAGACCUAUUACUACCUGAACCAAGGUGGCGCCUGUGAGCUGAGUGGGAAACAGGACAAACAGGACUUCCAGCUUUUGGUUCAGUGCUUUGAGACCAUCGGCCUCCAUGCUGACCAGGUCUCCACUGUCUGGGCCAUCCUGUCCUCCAUUCUGCAGCUCGGCAACAUCUGCUUCAGCUCAUACGAGAGUGAGUCCUUUGAGGUGUCCCGUAUCUUCAGCGAGGCUGAGGCCAGGAGGGUUGGCUCCUUGUUGCAGAUUUCCUCCGAGGCCCUGCAGACCGUCAUCACUCACAGAGUCACAGAGACGACUUACGACAGGAUCUACUGCCCUCUGUCUGUGGAAAGUGCCAUAGAAUCUAGAGAUGCCAUUGCCAAAGCCUUGUAUUCAGUGUUGUUUGACUGGUUGUUGGAGCAGAUCAAUGAUUGGCUGAGUCCCACAGAGAUGGACAGCACAGUGGGGAUCGUGGACAUCUAUGGGUUUGAGGAUCUGGGAGUGAACAGCUUUGAGCAGCUGUGUAUCAACUUUGCCAAUGAGCAGCUGCAGCAUUUUAUCAACAUGGCAGUGAUCUCUCAGGAGCAGGAGGAGUACAAUGCAGAACAGAUCCAGUGGUACUCGAUGCCGCUCAAGAACUUUCACUCCUGUCUGGAGCUGAUCUCCGCUAGGCCACACGGCAUCCUCCGCAUACUGGACGACCAGACUUGCCUCCCCCAGGCCACUGACCACACCUUCCUCCAGAAGUGCCACUAUCACCAUGGGAACAGCCCCUACUAUGCCAAGCCCAAGAACCCGCUUCCAGUCUUCACUAUUUAUCACUAUGCUGGAGCUGUCACCUACCAGGUCCAUAAUUUCCUGAACAAGAACCACGACCAGUUCAGGACAGAAGUGGUGGAGCUUUUUGCCAGGAGUCGGUUAAAGAUGGUGUCCGAGCUGUUCCGGAAAGUUCAGGACGGUUACAUCCAGCAGAGAGAGCUGGGCUGGAGAGGGAAGGGCCUCCGCCAGCAGCCCUCCACCGCCGCCUCACACUUCCUCCAGUCCCUGACUGAACUCACCACCCGCCUGGAGAGAUGCAAAACCAUGUUUAUCCAUUGUCUGAAGCCAAAUUAUGUCAAGCUUCCCGGGAUCUUUGAUGUGGACUACGUGUCAGCCCAGCUGAGGCAUGCAGGGAUGCUGGAGACCAUCCACAUCAGGAAGGAGGGUUUUCCCAUACGGAUUCAGUACUCCUACUUCAUCGAAAGGUACGGGGUUCUGCUGACCCAGAGGGUGAGUGAGGUGUCAGACAGAGAGCAGACAGUGGCUCUGCUGGACAUGAUCGGUGCAGAGAAGGAACACUACCAGCUGGGCCUCACCAAGGUCUUCCUCAAGGAGCUCCUGUACCAGCAGCUGGAGGAGAAGUGGAGCACCACUCAGACCUGGGCUGCCAUCACCAUCCAGAGGAACAUCAGGGGCUUCCUCUGCAGGAGGAACUUCAGGUUCUUCAAACAGAAAGCCAUCAUCAUCCAGAGCCACAUCCGAGGACACCAGGCCAGGAAGUACUACAAGCGUCUGAAGCAGUCCUUUACCCAGUUCUGGGCCGUGAUGCUGGUAACCAGAGACACUAUCAAGAGACGCCAUUGGAGGAAGGAAUUUCACGAGAAGAACAAAGUUAAAACAGUGACGAAGACCAAGUCUGUCUCUCCAGGAAUGGAUGUGGGUAUGUUGGAGAUCCCUGCUGAGCUGUCAGCCAGACUCCGCAGCGCAGCAGGGCGGCAGCAUUCAUCAGGGGUCACGGAGGCUGCACCUCCGCAGGUGAAGGCCGAGCACAGACUCACCCUCCCUCUGGAUAUAGACAGAUACCCGUUCUCUCGCUAUGCCAAGUCCAUGUUAAAGGACACAUGGUGCCAGCCUCAGGGAUACCCCCUCCAGAAUCCCCUCACCUCUCUGGAGCCUGAAGAUGCCAGAACUGCCUUGGAAAUUUACAAACUGAUCUUGCGGUUUACAGGGGAGUCAGACCUCAGCAGCUGGCAGGAGCAGAUGUUGGGUAACUACAUAGUGGAGAAGGGCCAGAGCCGGCCAGCCUUGAGGGACGAGAUCCUGGCCCAGCUGGUCUACCACAUAUGGGGCCUGCAGGAGGAGCAGAGCCUGAGGGGCUGGCUGCUGCUGGCUUGCUGCCUCAGUGCCUUCACCCCCUCACCAACACUGGACAAACCCCUGCUCAAGUAUGUGUCUGACCACGGUCCAGGGGAGUACCGCUCACUGUGCCAACACAAACUGCUGACAUCUCUGCAGCUCCCAGCCCCCGCCGCCCGCAUCUACCCUCCCACCCAGCUGGAGUGGACGUCCAGCCAGAGGAAGGGCACCAUGCUGCUGGACGUACACACCUACAAUGAUGAGAGGCUAACGACUGAAGUGGAGUCAUGGACCACUGGAGAGCAGCUGGCCUCGUGGCUUCUCCAUUCCAGAGGUGUGUCAGAGGCGGUGCAGGGCUGGUCGGUGUCUCUGCUGACUGACGAAGGCUGGUCAGAUCUUGCUGGCUCGGACUUUGUCAUGGACCUGCUGGCCGGAGCAGAGGCUGAAGUGCUGCCUCCACCAGGAACGCCCACCUCUACAAACUCUGACUACCUGUUCAGCAGCCAUGGAGACAGGAUGCCAGCUGCAGAUAUGGACGACCUCAUCCCACCAGCACCUCCAGUCCAAGCUCCUGGGCUGCCUCCCUUUGAGGCAGGCCCCUGGGGAAUAGAUUAUCCACAGGAAGGGCGCGGUCGACAGAUGGAUGCCUACGUCGAUGUCCUGUUUGAGCCUGUGCUCGACCAAGGACCUCCGGACAUGGAAAGAGUAGCCAUGCUAAACCGCAGGAUGAGAGGAGGAGGAGGGAUUGGACCCAUGCAGCCUGGCAUGUAUGGAGCUGGUAUGCCUGUGACAAUGCCAACCUAUCCUAUGGGGAUGCCAGUUAACCCUUCGAUGCCCAGCUAUGGUGCAGCUCCCAUGAUGCCAACCAUGCCAGCCAUGCCAACCAUGCCAGCCAUGAUGAUGACUCAGGCUCCCAUGCCUGCUGCUCCUGUCGCCGACCCCAUGCAGACCCUCAUCAACCAGCAGGCGAUUCUCAUGGCCCAGCAGAUGACCAUGCAGGCCAUGACUCUGUCCCAGCAGCAGACGCAGGAGCAGCAGCGGAAGAAGGAAGAGCAGAAACAGAAGGAGCAGGAGAGGAAACGGGAGGAGGAGAAGCAGCAGCGGAGGCGUCAGUCCGAUCGGAGGUCCAGGCCGCGCUCUCGCUCGUCCUCCCCUCGAUCUGCCUCACCCCAACCUGCCCGGUCCAAAGCACCCGCAACUAAAUCCACCUACAGGCAGCCUGCACCAGAGCCAGAGAGAGAAGUGGAUUCAUCAGAUCCAGAUGACCUGCAGUCUUUCAGAGACAAGAGGGACUACUUCCAAAAGAUCGGAUAUCAGCCCCAUGUUAAAUCCAAAACCCGUAAGGCUCGGCCAGCCCCCUCCAGCCCAUCCAGAGAGCAGCAACGCUCCCCGCCAUCAAGUCGUCCACCACCCCCGCCCGUAGCACCUAAGCCUGAUGGGAGGGUUGCAGACCCUCUGCAAGAAACAUCUACCUCAGCUCCGCUCGAUAAGCCACGGCCCGAACCCACCUCCAACAUCCGAGAAAUCAUCAAACAGUACAACAGCCGACCCCCAGCAGAGCCCCAGGUCUUUGAACCCGUCCGAGCUCCUGCAAGGCACUUUGUGAAGAAGGGUGACCCCAAAGAGGAAGCUCUGGCCAAGCUCAAGAACAAAGCACCAGUGCAGCAGAAGCCUCCGCCUUCGCCUCCUUCCACCAGGGGAUCACGUGUCAUCUCCAACAACAUGAGGCAGAAGCAGCGCUCCCUGGAGGACCUGUUCGGCUCCCAGCGCUCCCAGAACCCUCCACCUGUUCCCCCGGACUCCCCGCCACCUCCUCAACACCCAGAAUCCAUCCCGCAGGACAUCCCCGACCCACCACCCAUGGCUGCCCCGUCUCUCAACAUGAUGCCAGAGGAGGACGGCGUUCGGUCCCAGCUCCAUCGCUUUUCUGCUGGUGUCUACUUCUCUUACUCCAACAUACCGGGAAAACUGUUCAUUCGAAAAGAAGUGUUUUACCCCAGAGAGAUGUUCAACCAGCCUUACAUCCUCAAUCUGUUAUGUGAACAGAUCAUGAGGGACACAUACUCCGACAGCUGUGUGAGGAUCAGCAGGGAGGAGAGGAGGAAGAUGAAGGAUCUGCUGGCAAAUUUCAGAGUAGGAACGACUAUAAGCACCAUCCAGGAUGACAACAUGAAGAAGAGGAUCGUCAUCGCUGCCCGAGACAACUGGGAAAACUACUUCAGUCGACUGUUCCCCGUGAAGUCGGACAGUGGGGACGCUCAGGUUCUGGGUGUGUCCCAUCGUGCGAUUCAUCUCUUGAAGAUGGUCAGAGCAUCAGGCAUCAACCCCAAACAUCUCCGUCUGCUCAGAAGCUACAGUUUUGCAGAGCUGAUGUCAGUCGACCUCCGGGCUGCAGACACAGUGGAGCUGGAGCUGAAGAGUGAAAACCUGGUGCUGCAGUCCACCAGAGCUCCUCAGAUCACUGCCAUGAUCCGGUUAUUCCUUCAGGAGCUCAUCAGGGACUCAGGUCAUGUCAUCGCCCUGAAGAGUUUUGUGACCGAUGACAAGAGUCUGCUCAGUUUCAGCAAGGGUGACAUCAUCAAGCUGCUGCCAAUGGAAGGACUCCAGGCAGGCUGGUGUUUUGGCAGCGUGGGAGGACGCUCUGGGCUUUUCCCCGAGGACAUCACUCAGCCCUCUGCGGCCCCGGACUACCACUGUAUCCACCUUGACCGAAGAGAUGAGAGGAGGAAAAGCACGAGGGGCCCCAGACCUGUCGGCCCUCACAAGGGUCUGCCUUCAGAUCCCAUCAGCAGACGCAUGGGCAGUGCUGAUUCAGAGUGGCCCAGCAGAGAGGCAUUGCUCGAGGGCUCAACCCAGAGAUCAGCCCAGAGCUCAGUUCAGGGCUCAGUCCUCGACUUGGAGGUCCUCUCAGCCAUGGCUAAGUUCGCCAUGAAGUACUUUAGAACGGGGACUGCAAGUCUGCCAGCCAGUGGGAGGAAUUUUUCAGCGGUGGUUCAGCACACACAGACACCCAUACAGGAGUCCCUCAUUCUCUACAAUGAUCCUGAAAUCAACGAUCUAUCAGUCCAGUGCUUCGCGAACUUGAUGCAGUUCAUGGGCGACAUGUCAAUGAAGAAGAAUAACACCCAGUCACACUGCAUGAGCCAAAUCUUACUGCUGGGGAAGGAAAAAGAGCUGCUGAGAGAUGAGAUCUACUGCCAGGUCAUCAAGCAAAGCACCAACAACCCAAGCAAAACCAGCUGUACCCUCGGCUGGCGACUGCUCAGCAUGAUGACCGGGUUCUUCACCUGCUCUACUACUCUGCAGCCGUACAUCACACAGCAUCUACACAGCAUCUCUCAGGACGACGAUCACCCAUACCAAGAGCUGGCAGGUGUGUGUCAGGAUAACCUUCAGCGGUCGCUCAGUUUUGGCAGUCGCCGUACCAUCCCCUCACAGGUCGAGAUGGAAGCCAUUCUGGCCGGCAAAACGUCUCGACGUGUUCCCAUCCAGCUGCCUGGAGGGGUCGAUUUCCCCAUCAAGAUACACAGCUUCAGUAUGGCAGCAAAUGUGAUAACAGACUUCUGUAAAGAAAUGAGGAUCUCAGAUCUCACAGAAAUGAAAGAGUUCACCAUCUUCGCCCACAGAAUUAAAGACGGGAUGGUGCGUCCCCUCCAUUCUAAGGAGUAUCUGUUUGACUUCCUGUUGGAUGACAACUCCAUCUUCUUUUCUCUGAGGAGAGUGAUGUGGAGAAGCCCUCUGUCCUUCAACAGCAACCUCUACGUGGAGUUCCACUACCAGCAGCUUCUGGGUAACUACCUGAGCGGGCAGCUGAUCCUACCUCCUGCUGCAGGUGGUUCUUCAUCAGUCCAGCACAUAGCACAGCUGUCAGCUCUGCAGCAUCUGGCUCAGGGACUACAGCACCAGCCCUCACUGACUGAGAUGAAGGAGUACCUGCCCUCACAGGAGAAGCUGAGCAGUAAAGCUGAGGAGAUCCAUACAUUCUGUCUGGGUCAGAUAGCUUCCAUGCAGUCCCUCAGCCCCCAAGAGGCCAAAAUACGAUUCAUUGAGUUUGUGAGCACCCUGCCUCUGUUUGGUUCCAAUACUUUCUUGGUCAAGAAGGUCAGCCAGCGCGGCUGUCCGUCCCCCUGCAUGGUCAGCAUCAGCCCUGAUGGGGUGCAGUUUCUCGACCCUAAAACACAGGAGAAAGCGUUUGUGAUUCCUCUGGCAGAUGUGCAGUCCAUGCGCACCAUCCGUGCCAAGAAACAAGGCAAAAUGCCGGCAGUCAGCAUCGAUUAUGGCAAUCCAGCUCGUCCACAAAAAGUCAUCAUUCAUCUCAAACAGGUCAAGGAGCUGUGCCACAUCCUUGCUCUGAUAAUUGAAGAGUUGAUCCGGCCACCAGUUAAAAGCUCCAUUUCAAAUAAUCAGUAGACACACACAUGCAUAUUCCCUUGUCCCAUACCCUCACCCUCACCCUAACCCUAGCCUAAACCUGAUUCUAACCCUCAAACAGCUGUUUAAACUUGUGGGCUCCAGCAUUUUGGUCCCCGCAAAACUGUCAGACCUCAGUAGUAUAGUGGGCUCCUGGUUUUCAGAUCCCACAGAUAUAGUAAAACAAGCCCACAUCACAUUCACACAGUGUGAGAGUUUUUGUGAAGCCCUGUCUUCUGCACCUGACUUUUUUUCUGUAAAUUUCUCUUUUUUUGUUUCAGUGUAACUCCAUGAACACUGUGUCAUUGAUGAAAUGGACCGAAUAGAAACACGAUCAUGCGCACAUGAUGCUGAUAUUUUCUUCAGUGUUAUGUUAUCUGAGAGGAAAUGAUGCAGAGCUUUAAAUACUCUGAUUGAGCAUGAGUGAAUUCAGCAGGGAUUGUGGUAAUUCAGUGCCUUAAAUUUGUUUUGUGCUUCAGAAUCCCAUAAUACCACUGUAGAAA